AAAGAGCGAACGAAACGUGCGCGCUCAAUAGUUUGGAGUGCGCGCGCGACAGACAGCAUUUUGCGCUAAUUCAAAUAAUACAAAACGAAUAAAAGUCGGCAUGGCGAUAGCAUUUAUUAGCCGUUUGUCGCAGGAUGAUGAACGACACUAUCAACGCUUGAAUUUUUUUUUUCGUUUUAGCCACGCACUCUCGAUUGUUUUGUGCUUCAUUGCUUCAAACUAAUCAAAUUUACGAGUUUCGUUGGUGGUUGCAAUCAUUUUUUUUUCGAAUUUUUUUUCACUCAUUUUGGGCCGAUUUUUUUUUCUUUCAAGAAAAACAUUCAUCAAAAGCUAUAUACAUUCGUUUGAAAUAAAACGUGGUUCCUUCAAAGUUUUAAAUUGCAAUUGAAAAACCUCGAAAUCGUUGAAGAAAAGUGCACAAACCGUUUUUCGAGCAAAUUAUAGUUGUUUUUUUUUCAUCGGUUUUUGGAAUAAGUUCACCAGACUUUUUUUUUUUAAUGAAAUCAACAGUUGCAUUUUGAUGAUAAAUGCUCGAUUUGUGUCAAGUGUUUAAGUAACAGUGAAACAAAUUUUCGAGUGAAAUUUCAACGUUACGUUUCAAUAGUGAACUUUAUUAGUUUAUUUUGGUAAGAAUCAGUUAGCAAAAUGCAAUCAACCGAUCCCGGUGGUCCAGCUGCUCAAAUGUCACCCGAUCAUAUGAAAUCAACAUCAUCAUGGGAGCAAACGAAAACAUGGAUGGUCCGAUGGCGAGGCUCUCGUCAACUGGUUCUCGUCAUCGUAGCUAUUGCCCUGCUGCUGGACAAUAUGCUGCUAACCGUUGUGGUACCAAUCAUACCGGAAUUUUUGUACGAUAUACGGCAUCCGAAUGCAACAUUGGAUAGUCUGCCACGAAUACCGCUUACCACACCAGUUCCAUGCGAUCGUCCCACUGACGGCACUGAAUACACAACGCUUUCCGCUGAAAAUGCAAGUUUCUACGCUGAACUGGAUGCCCGGCACAAAGAAUUGGUCGGCGAAACGGUCGAAAUUGGCAUCAUGUUCGCUUCAAAAGCUUUUGUUCAACUGCUUGUCAAUCCAAUUGUUGGUAUUCUUACACACCGAAUCGGCUACAGCAUUCCAAUGUUCUGCGGCUUUAUCAUUAUGUUUAUUUCAACCAUCAUUUUUGCAUUUGGUCGUUCAUACUGGGUCCUGUUUGUGGCAAGAGCGCUUCAAGGUGUCGGUUCAUCGUGUUCGUCCGUUUCCGGUAUGGGAAUGCUUGCUGAUCGCUAUACUGAUGAUAAAGAACGUGGAAAUGCGAUGGGUAUAGCAUUGGGUGGUUUGGCUUUGGGUGUAUUAAUUGGUCCUCCAUUUGGUGGCAUUAUGUACGAGUUCAUUGGUAAAACGGCACCAUUUCUGAUAUUAUCGGCAUUGGCACUGGGCGAUGGAGUUUUACAACUCUUUAUGCUUCAACCAAAGAUUGUUCAACAAGAUUGCGAUCCACCAUCACUCAAAUCGCUCGUCUCUGAUCCAUAUAUUCUUAUUGCUGCAGGUGCCAUAACAUUUGCGAAUAUGGGUAUUGCAAUGUUGGAACCAUCGUUGCCAAUUUGGAUGAUGGACAAUAUGGGCGCGAGUCGAUGGGAAGUUGGCGUUGCAUUUUUACCAGCUUCAAUCAGCUAUUUGAUUGGCACAAAUCUGUUUGGGCCAUUGGGCCAUAAGAUUGGCCGUUGGUUGGCCGCUUUGCUUGGCUUGGUCAUAAUUGGCGUUUCAUUGCUUUGUAUUCCGCUUGCCACCACAAUCAUGCACUUGGUUUUACCAAAUGCUGGUCUUGGCUUUGCCAUCGGUAUGGUUGAUUCGUGUAUGAUGCCCGAGCUGGGCUAUCUAGUUGAUAUCCGACACUCGGCCGUGUAUGGUAGCGUUUAUGCAAUUGGUGAUGUAGCAUUUUGUGUAGGCUUCGUGGUUGGACCCGCUCUAAGUGGCACGCUUGUGAAUAGCAUCGGAUUUGAAUGGAUGUUGGUGGGCAUCGCUUGUUUGGGUUUCCUGUAUGCACCAUUGUUGACAUUCUUGCGAGCACCACCGACCAAAGAAGAAAAGAAGUCUUUGAUGAACGAACGCUCAUCGGUUCGCUAUGUGAGCUAUCAAAACGAUGACGACGAAUAAUCGUAGCCCGAAAUCGAUUGAACGAGUUGAAUCACCAAUCCGCAUGCUUUUUUAUGAAACAUAAUAAACAAUUGAUGAUGAUAAAUGCCACAUUUUGUCCGCACUUCUACACCAACAAAAAAAAAACACACUUAACCAACAAAAGAAAAAAAAAACAACUAAACGCCAACCAUUUUCAACACAAUCGGGAAUGUUGCCACCUUAAGCGCGAUCGAUUCAUUUGAUUUAUUCGGAAAUACACGGAGAAAGGUAAAACGAAAUUUAAACAAGAAUUUAGAACCAAGAACAAAACACAUGCGAAAGAAAAUCGAACUGAAUAUGAGAAAUUGCUGAAAUGAAAAAAGUAUUUUGAUCAAAAUAUCCAGAAGAAAGAAGAAAAAUUUGACAAGACGAGGAAAGUCCAAAAUCGCAUAUUUGCGCUGAUAAAGAAAGGAUAAGCGCAUUUAAAACAACUAAUUUUUUGAUGAUCAUGGAGCAGAACAACCAAGAAAAUAUACCCAUUUAUUUGCAUGAAACAGCUAAUUAUGAAACAGAUCUUUUUCUCACCCUUAAAUUCAUCUCUUUUCACUUUAGUUGAAGAGCAUUUUAUCAAUAGAAAAAAAAAAGAAAUUCUUGUUGCAAUUGUACUUUACGAUAGCCAAUUAAGACAUGUUCAAGAGAUACAGUUUUUGAGAGAGUUUAUUUGAAUGUUAUACAUAUUCCGAAGCAUAUAACACAAGAGAGAAUGAGAAAAAAAAAACACUAAUAUACACACAAACGCAAGAAUUUUAAUAUUUGUUGUUGGUAAUUUUCAAUAUAUACUCAAUCCAAUGUGCAAUAUAACAUAAAAUACGUACGUAAGCGAGCGAUUGUGAGGUGCUUUAUUGAGUUAUAACAGUUGGUGUGUGUGCUUGAUUGUAACACACCAUCGAUUGUUUCUUGUUUUUCACCUUUUCAAUCCGACCUAAAUUUUGUUCGUUCGAAUUUCAUUUGAGUACAAUCUUUGUGGCUCAUUCACUAGCAAAUUUUUGUUAUUCGUUCGUUGUUGGAUUAUGACAACACGGAAAAAUGGUCAUCUAUGCACUACAUCUCAACUGAGCAUCUACAAAAUUGAUGCUUUGUACAUUUAGAUGAACUGUUCAACAUGAACAACAAGGGUGUGUUGGUAAACACACAUUGAGAGUGUAUUGAAAAAUUAAUUUCGGUUUUAAAAGACCACACACCAAACAUACAAUGAACAUGCUACGAACAAUAUAAACACAGAAACUGUAUAAAUUCACACAAAAAACUAACUAUGAUUCACUUGUUAUGCUGUGCACCAAAAUAAUAAUAAUACUUAAUAAAUAGUCUAAAUAAAUUUGAAGCAAUUCGACAAAUAACAACAACAACAACAAAAAAACCAAAUAAAAGCAAAACUGAACAUUUAACUUAGACCGAGAGAAAUGCAUAUAUAUCAAAUGAACUAGAAAUGUUAAGGGCGAUACAAUUCAUCGCAAUCGUAAUGAAUCGAUCCAUGAUAGUUUAUUUAAUGAGAGAAAAGCUGCUUUUCUAUUUUGUCGUAACUUUCAAAAUGGAAAUGCGAACGAGAACCACACGGUUCAACAAAGGCAAUGAGUUUGAAAUUAUUUCCUUGGUAACCAAACGAUACCAAUUCCAGUUUGAGUUAUUUUUUACCAUGCCACAUACAUUGGCCAAACACUAAAAGUGUUACACUAUCCAAGGAACAACCACUAUUUAACUACUCCCUGCAAGCCAAUACAAGUCAAUCAUACCUUCAUUUAUACCUUUUUUUUCUUUCAUUUCCUUACCUUAUUCGAAUCUUAGUUUUAACUUGGAUUUACUGUGGAAAAGAUAUUUUGACCACUUUUACCAACCUUAUCACACCUGAUUUCCAUUCAGUCGUAGAAUCUUUCCUAGAAUUAUCUCGGUCGACUCGAAUGUAGAAUGAUCUCUUUAAUGUAACUCGGUAGUAGAGUAUACUCAAAAUGGUCAAAACAGAUGAAAAAUAUCGCCAACAAUGCGGUAGAAUCUUGGAAUCUUUCCCGUUACAGAACAUCUUCGAACGAGCGAAUACAAUCCAAAUCAACCAUCAUUUUCUUCCAUCUAAUUUCCUUAAACGAACUCUUUUCAUUUAGUUGCUUUUUGGUUGAAAUAGUUGUAUUGUAAAUUUUUCGUGAUCGACAUAACUGAUCGAUCACAUCAAGACGAUGUUCCAAGAACAAACACAUCUCUUUCACAAACACCUUACUGUAAACGGUGUGUAUUACUCAACAAGAAACAAACAAAACAAAACGUAUUUCGUACAGUUAAGAAAUGAUGUUAUAUUAAUUAUUCAAUGUUCACCUUAGAUUCGCUAUUUAUAUGCAUGCAAAAAAGAAAGUAAAAAAAAGAGUCCACUAUCUGUUUAUUAGGAUAUAAUCAGAGUUGAAAAUAAUCAAUACAAUAUUUAGAUGUUUUUUGUCAUUUCUCAAAAGUCCUUAAUUAAUAAGGCCAAAAAAAAAGAACAAAAAAAAUACGCAAAUGCAUACAUGGAAUAUAAUGGGCAACAAAAAUAUCUUAAUCGUAUGGAAUUAUCAAAUAAACGUAAAUAUGAUUCUGCAUUUAGAAGAAAAAAAAAACAUAGAUGUAAUUGUCGUUUUCAUCAAGCAUAUUAAUCAAAUCUUAUGAAUGAUACAAAGUUCAAAGAAGAAAAAAAAAACCAUAUAUUAUUACUGUGUGUUUGAUUUGGUCCUCUCUCUCUACAGCAGAUAAUGUGAAAAUGAGAAUAAUAUACAUUUAGAAAACAAAAACAUACAAAAGAUGAUUAACACGAAAGAAUUGAAAAAAAAAAUGUUAAUGUUUUUUUUUUGGUCUUUGAUGUCUAACUUAUAAUCAGUAUGAUGUUUUCAACAAAAUAACACACACUCAAUAGCGUUGAUAAAGUAGAUUUAUUGGAUAGGUCCCCUUUGAUCGGGAAGGGGAACGCACCACAAACAUGAGUUAAACGAUUUGCUAUUUGAAUAUAUCGGUGCGCGAAUAAAAUGCUGCGUUUGCUUCUUUGGAGUGUGCUACAGGUUUUUCAUUCGAUAAUCACGUAUUGAAGAGAGAAAAGAGUCGUCGAUGUGAUCGUCAGUGGUUAAAAGCGAAAAGAAAACAACAUGAGUAACAGCAACAACAACAAUUCAGUGACCGUGAAAAUUAUGCUUGGCUGCACAAUUGGUGCGUGCACCACAGAUGAAAUGUAAGACAAAUGCACAUACAUUUGACUGACAGCGCGGCUUAGGCUUAACUUUUUCAACUUCUGAACUGGACUUUUUCAACUCCAUUCUGAACUGAAAUAAUAUAUUGACGACGAAAACAACAAAACCACCAACAGCGCAUCAAAGGGGCAAUGCGUGAUGCAUUACAAUGGGUCAUCCAUCUGUGGAAGUUUGAAUGGCUGCAAAUUUCCUACUCAGAUAGCUGUCUCAGCAUUAGGAGCAGCGAACAAUGCCCAAAAAAAAAAUUCGGUUUUUCUGUAAAUUUUCGUCGGCGGUGAUAAUGUGGACGCCAAUCUAGAUGCGGUUAACUCAUGUUCCUUAACAUUAUAAGUUUAUUGCAAUGAAAAUAGCAUUAUUUUAACCAGAUUGCAAUUUGAUACACACUUAUUGAAUAUAAGCCAAAAGCAAUGGAUAAAAAAAAUGACACACAAGAGAAAUAAGUCUAUUUUGCUGUUGUUUUCUUAUUUUCUUCUUAAACCUUUUUCGGUUCUGUAAAAGAUUUUUCUUUAAAAAUUGGAAUUCACAACGAUUUGUGUCUAAGCAGACACACACACACAAACACAUACAUAAACAAACACUUACAACACUCAUGCAAAUACGAAAAAUAUUUUCUUGAGAAUUGCUCAAUCAAUCACAAAAUGACAAAUGUCAGAAGUAAACAAAAAAAAACUUUGCUCGCGAAUAACUUGUUAUAAGUAUAAGCAACAAAAAAAAACAAGAAAUGAAUGAAAAAUACUCAUCAUAGCAGUUAUUAAACCGAACAAAAAUAUUUUGUCGUAUUUUUUUUUUCUCUUGUCGAUUUGGUUUUUUGGUCCAAAUAUGGGCGAUAUUCCUAAGUAUUUCGUUGGUUUUCUUUUUCGUUUCGGUUGUGUAUCAAUCUCAAAAUUAAAAGAUCUGAACAUAAAGAUUAUCUAAUUUAAAUGCAAAUAUUUCACACACACAAAAUGCUGGUAUGGGGUCAAUACAACAAACAAACAAACUAAAAAAAAGUCAAUACACGACUAAUUCUUAGCUUAAGUAAAUGAAAAGAAAUGAGAUUAAAUCUUAUUAAAUGUUUCUGCUAUUUAACAAAAUGAUGAAUCUAAUUUUUUGAUUAGUCCAUGUAUAUUUGGUAGUUUCUUUAAUGUGCUUACUCUUACUAUUACAUAUAAAUUAUAUAUAUAUAUAUAUAUGUUUAAAAAAAAGUGACAUGAGCAAAAUCUAAAUAAUAGCAAAAAAAAGAAGUACACAGUCCACAUAUAAACGGGAGAAAUAAGGGAUUCGGACAUUUGUUUCAUUAAGAUUACAUCAUAUCAUAAAAAAAACUAUUUAUUAACCAAAAGCACUAUUGGACACUAUACACAAUCACACAAAGAUAACAUCUAGUGUUUAGAGCGUUAGAAUCUGCAUUUAGUUUUUUUUCCUUUUUCAUACUUAUGUUACUUUGAAAGAUUAAAAAAAAAACCAAGUAUAUUUAUGCAAACCAAAGGAAACAACAAUCGAUUUCCACAAAAAAAAACAACUAUAUAUAUUUAUGAAUUAAUGUUUAAUACUUAUUAAUGGCAAUAAUAUACUUUGAUUGGCAAAUUGGAUGGUUUUCUGGAGAUACACACAUCCACACAAAAAAAAAAAAUUGUGAGAGAAAAUAAUAGCAAGCAAGUGAAUAGGAAUGAACGCUGUGUAAUCGCUUUGUAAUAUAAUAAAAAUGGUAAACUGUAGCUUUAGUGUGAUGGAAUUUGUUUCAUUAUCUUUUUUUUAUUGUCUAAAUAGAAAAUUCAUUUCUUGUGGAACCACUAUGCAUUUGGCCACAGAAAUGAAACACACAAAAACCAAAACCAACAAAAAUAACACACACACAAAUUGAUCUCUAUGUAUAUGAAAGAUUACUAAUUAAACAACAAUUAAAACAUAAAUAUCUCUAAAUAAAUCUAUUCAACAACAUCAUAUCAUCCACAACAACUAAACAACAACAGAGUUGAAUCGAUGAUAUAAGACGACGCGAUGUAGAAGCGUGUGCGUCUUCAGAAAAAAAAAACUCAACAACCAAAAAUUACAUGUACAAUUAGCAAAACGUGAACAAUUACAUUGAAUUGAUACUAUUGUUAUGGAAAGAGGAAAAUUGAAAUAAAAAAACGCAUCCCGUACAAAAUAAACAACUACAAACAAAAACCAAAAUAUAUCUAUAUAUAAAACAAAAUAGAGCACAUACACUAUUCAAAAUUUAAAUGAUAUUCGUAUUUAUGAUAGUAUUCAAAAAUGGACCAUAUUCAAAUACGGGAUGAAUUCUCUGUUUUAAAGUGAAAUGCCGCAAUUUUUCCUUUCAUUUUCAACAUAUUUAAUUAGCAUUUCAAGAUCAUUUUCAUUUUUAAACAAUACAUACAAUACAUAAUUUUAUCCUUAAAAA
Sitodiplosis mosellana (orange wheat blossom midge) is the source of this 7737-nucleotide messenger RNA. RefSeq names its product synaptic vesicular amine transporter (gene Vmat). The transcript is spliced from 10 exons. Gene Ontology annotation, biological process: aminergic neurotransmitter loading into synaptic vesicle; xenobiotic transport; transmembrane transport. The coding region runs from base 646 to 2136 and encodes 496 amino acids. Gene Ontology annotation, cellular component: synaptic vesicle membrane; terminal bouton. The record is from RefSeq and is a predicted model, not a curated record. Gene Ontology annotation, molecular function: xenobiotic transmembrane transporter activity; serotonin:sodium:chloride symporter activity. Lineage: Eukaryota; Metazoa; Arthropoda; Insecta; Diptera; Cecidomyiidae.